Molecule: messenger RNA, 867 nt
Organism: Metschnikowia bicuspidata var. bicuspidata NRRL YB-4993
Lineage: Eukaryota; Fungi; Ascomycota; Pichiomycetes; Serinales; Metschnikowiaceae
Exons: 1
Coding region: 1-867 (288 amino acids)
Biological process (GO): endoplasmic reticulum to Golgi vesicle-mediated transport
Cellular component (GO): trans-Golgi network; membrane
Source: RefSeq, a predicted model, not a curated record
AUGAGCUGGCUGGACCCCGAAAACAACGACUACAUUAUCCCGGACGAGCCCGCGCCGGAGCCCGCGGCCCCGGCGGGCGCCCGCGGCCGCGGCGCUCAUAACCAUAGCCCCGGCACGGAAACUGCCGCCCCCGGUUUCCCCUGGACGCCCGCCGUGGACCUCCUGGCGGCGUUCACGCCGUUCUUUGCGCCAAAAACGGGCCCGGCAGCGCCGCGUGUCAGCGAGCGGCGCUUUGCCGGCGGCGACACGCUCGACGAGCCCAUUCUCGAGACCUUGAAGCGCGACAUGCUGCAAAUCGGGCGGCGCGUGGCGGCCGUCGUGUGGCCCGCGCAGCUCCAGACGCGGCUCGCGGCCGUGGCGGCGGCGGGCGGGCCUGUAGCGGCGGCGGCGGCGGCGGAAGCGCCGGGUCACGUGACCCACGAGGCGCCGGGCGGUCUUCUGCCCCUUGACUGGGACUUGUGGGGCCCGCUUGUGUUCCUGUUGGCGUACGCGGUGACGAUGGGCGCGGCGCUGCCGGCGGCGCAGACGAACAUGGUGUUUUCCGGCACGUUUCUGUUGAUGUGGAUGUUCUACUUGGUGGUGGGCUUCAACGUGCAGCUCUUGGGCGGCACGGUGUCGUUCUUGGCGGCCAUCAGCGCCGCGGGGUACCUGAUGUUCCCGCUCGUGGCGGGUGCGCUCGUCAGCACGGCGGCGGUGCCGUGGCGCAUGGCCCGCCUCGUGGUGAUGGCGUUCUGCGCGGUCUGGAGCAUAUAUGCGGCCAGCGUGUGCCUCCGCUGCCUGGGCGUGCUUCCGGGCAGGCUUUUCUUGGCCAUCUACCCGGUGACGCUCAUGUACGCGGUGUUGGCGUGGCUCGUGGUGAUCACGUGA